AUGCUCUAUGUCUCUCACAACAUCAGUCUGAGAGGAGUCAUCUUGGCUUUAUAUGCCAAAUUUCACAUUUGGUAUCCCACAUCGUCGCAGCUCAUAGCACACUCACAUGCUUCUAUAAUGCUACUAGACAUCUCACGAUCUAACUUGCCCUUGCUGCUCCCACCGGCACACAUCACAUCAAGCAACGCCGAAGUACCUCCAACCGAGACGGCCCUACCCGUAAACGUUUCCCCGGACCUAAACUCGACCUGGAAGUCCGGAGCAUCUCCAAAAUAUUAUGCAGGCGAUGGCGGGGUAGCAAAGUUCUCCACCCGAACGCCUACCUGCAAUGGUUCACCUAUAGAGUUCCUGGUCUUAGCAUGGUCGAUGACACCCUACGCCCACGUUCAAGGCGGAGUUGUGCGGAGUCUUGAGGAGUUGAGAAGGCCCGAAGCUGGAGGUCCUUCUCAGAUCAUGGCAUGCACUCUGGUAAAUUUCAAGCUCUAUCGCUAUCACAUAUACUGCCGAAAAACGCCCGGCUCCUGCAUACAGGUCAUCGAUCGCAGGCCAACUCAUCUUACUAUUGGUGGCUUAAUCAGGUUCCUGUUACACAUGCACUUCAAUAACACCGGAUAUGACAUUACUUGCUCUCCGGAAACUUGGGCCUGGUUUACGGACGUAAGUGGCAUCGUGAGCGAAAUUGUUAAUGUUCAAUUCUUUUGA
This is a messenger RNA of Colletotrichum lupini, 702 nucleotides long. RefSeq lists its product as uncharacterized. The record is from RefSeq and is a predicted model, not a curated record. NCBI's taxonomy places the organism in Eukaryota, Fungi, Ascomycota, Sordariomycetes, Glomerellales, Glomerellaceae. The transcript is spliced from 7 exons. The coding region runs from base 1 to 702 and encodes 233 amino acids.